AUCUCUUUCUUUUCAUCUAACUGCGCCUAACGCACCAAACACACUGCCCCAUAUUCAAUAAAUCUUCGAACUUGAAAUUAUGCUAUUUGCUUACACACUUACAGCACGAGGGUGUGAAAUCUCAUUUUGGUGGCUUAGAAGUUAGAACUAAACGAAUAAAGAUUAUGCUAUUUUUUCUGUUACAGGCUUGAUUGAUGGGCCCGGCUUAUGGUUUUAGUUUUUACAUACUCUGUAUUUAAAUUAUGUUUACGAGGAGGGCUAACAACACAUUCUUUUAUUAUUUGGUGAAAUUUUGCAUCCAUUCUUUACUUGUGAGGCUAAUUUAAAAUUUUACCUAAUAAUAGAAACAAGUGAUGAAAAAAGAGUAUUAAAGAAUGUGUUGAUAUUAUUUCUCUUUUUUGCAUUCUACCAAUAGCUAAUGCUUUUAUAUGUAGAAUUAUACUUAUUGACCUUAUAAAAAACAUUAAUACAUGUAACUUUAAGAUUUGAAAUUGCUUUGGUGAUGUUUAGUUACAUUCUUUUUGACACUUGGUACGUUUCUGGUGUGUUUUCCCCCCUUUUCUUUGAAUAAAAAUAGUGAUAGUUGAUCAUAGUUGAAUGCAGCUAGAAGAGAUUAGAUUAGAUUUAGUUGUUUAUGUUUCCCUAUUGUGAUAUUUUAACCGGAAGACAAUGCAUAGCAGCAUAUUUUAAAUUUCCUAAUGUUUUGAUGGCGGAAGGGGGUUGUAUAAUCUGAAUAUGGAGUUAUGUUAAAUGUGUUUGAUGUAUUAUUUUUGUAUAAGCAGUGACAUGAUAUUCUUAUAGGGUGCAUUUUUUAUCCUUUAAGAGGAAAAAAAAUCUUACUGGUUCCAAGACCUGGGGUGCAUAGUUAAUAUUCUUCUGGCACACCCUCUCUUUGGGGGUGGGUGUCAUAGGAAGAUACAGAAAGAGGCUUUUUGACCUAAGAAAAAUAGUGGAUUCUGAGACAUACGGUGGUGACAAUUGAAAGAAAGAAUGCAUGCAGCAUCUCAAACCUUCAUCUUAAAUCUAACUCCCCAGAUGACCAGAUGCAAGCAGAAAGUAGAUGAGUUUAUUAUGCCUAGCCUGAAUUGUAGACGUUUUGGUCUUUCAUGGAAGCUUAGACAUGGUGCAAGAAAUAUUUUAAAAAGAGAAGACAUUAAAUGCCUUCCUACUGCUGGUGUAAUAUCAGAUGCCCAAACUUCUUCUAUUCAUUUUGAGGACUUCUCAGUCUCUGUUUCUGACAACAAUGAUGCUAGAGAACUGAAGAUAAGUGUAGAGGUAUCUGGAAACAAAACUCAAAGGAUAUUUGAUGAUGUAUUUAAGAAAAUGGUUGCAGCUGCACAACCAAUCCCAGGAUUUCGAAGAGUAAAAGGAGGAAAAACGCCAGAUAUUCCAAAAGACAUUUUAUUAGAGGUACUUGGACCUUCCAAAGUUUUCAAGGAAGUUAUCAAGAAAAUAAUCAAUUCAACUGUAGCUGAAUAUGUGGAGAAGGAGCGAUUGAAAGUUAGCAAGGACCUGAGAGUUGAGCAAAGCUUUGAAGAUCUUGAAAUUACUUUUGAGGAAGGAGAAAAAUUCAGCUUUGAUGUUGUCCUUGAGCUUCAGAAAUAAGUUGAAUUACAUUUGUUUGUUCAAAUUUUAUUUGAGAUUUUGCCCUUUCAAUGUUAUAGUUUUUCAAUGCCAAAUAUAACUCUUCGAAGAAAAUAUUACUCUUUACAAUAUCAUCUAUAGCGUUGUUUACUCCUAGUACCGGUGAACACCUCACUUCAAAAAGGAACGUUUAUGCAACGAAAAUAUCUCUCCUAAGCAAGCUCCUCCUACUCCUGAGUUACAGCAAGCAAAUUUCAUGGCUUCUAAUUUUGGAUGCAAUUCAUGGACAAAUUUAGGCCCUCUGGCUUCCCCUUGAGAACUGUAUGAACGAUUUUUCUUUUAGAGUACGAAUCUGUAGAAAACAAUGUGAUAGUUUCUCUUUGAGAUUGAGGAAGCUAUGAUUGAAAAAUGAUUCCAUUUCAAAGUA
Messenger RNA from Cajanus cajan (pigeon pea), 2011 nucleotides. RefSeq lists its product as uncharacterized. Gene Ontology annotation, biological process: protein transport; 'de novo' cotranslational protein folding; protein unfolding. The record is from RefSeq and is a predicted model, not a curated record. NCBI's taxonomy places the organism in Eukaryota, Viridiplantae, Streptophyta, Magnoliopsida, Fabales, Fabaceae. Gene Ontology annotation, molecular function: ribosome binding; peptidyl-prolyl cis-trans isomerase activity; protein folding chaperone.